UAUUCGUUUUGAGAUGAAGACAAAUAAAACUAGACUUGCUUUAGUCACUUUCUAGUUACAUAUUGAAUAUGUUUUGAAUCAGAAUAUAGAAGAGGCAAAACUCCGAUUCAGAAUUUCCAUUGCUAUUUGCAAGUGCUCAAAGAAGGUGGAGUUGUGAUGGAGCUUUUGCCACGAGAAUUGGUGUCCAACGUGUUCUCAAGGUUGCCAGCGAAGGUGUUGCUGCUAUGCAAGUGCGUUUGCAAAUCCUGGUUAGAUCUCAUAAGUGAUUCUCAUUUUGUUACCAAUUACCCUCUUGUCUACAACAAUCUUCAGAGCCAAGAGGAACAUCUCUUGGUCAUUCGAAGACCCUUUUUUUCUGGCCUCAAAACUUACAUUUCUGUCCUUUCUUGGAACGUCAAUGACCCCAAAGAACUCGUUUCGUCCAAUGUUUUAAACCCUCCCUAUGAGCACAACUCUGAUUACAAAUACUGGACCGAAAUCAUGGGUCCUUGCAAUGGCAUAUACUUCCUUGAAGGAAAUCCUAAUGUCUUGAUGAACCCUUCAUUGGGACAGUUCAAGGCUUUGCCUGAAUCCCAUUUCACAAGUCCUCAUGGGACUUAUUCUUUCACAGAUUAUGCAGGCUUUGGAUUCGACCCAACAACCAAUGACUACAAAGUUGUUGUGAUCAAAGACCUAUGGUUGAAGGAAACAGAUGAAAGACAACUUGGGUAUUGGACAGCGGAGUUGUAUAGCCUUAACUCAAACUCUUGGGGAAAAGUUGAUUCUGCUCUCCCGCUCCCAAUUGAAGUUUGGGGUUCUUCUCGGGUCUACACUUAUUCCAACAACUGUUGCCACUGGUGGGGUUUUGUUGAAGACUCAGGUGUCUCGGAAGAUGUUGUUCUAGCAUUUGACAUGGUCAACGAGUCCUUCAGGAAGAUAAAAGUGCCAAGAAUACGCGACUCUUCAGACGAAAAGUUUGCAACUUUGGCACCCUUUGAGGAAUCUGCUUCAAUUGGUGUUGUUGUUUACCCGGUGAGGGGCACAGAAAAGUACUUUGACGUGUGGGUGAUGAGAGAUUACUGGAACGAAGGGUCGUGGGUGAAGCUAUGCAGUGUUGGACCCGUGCCAGUGAUUUACAAGCUCGUGGGGUUUUAUGGGGGCAAUCGGUUUCUUUGGAAGGACAACAACGAAAGAUUGGUGUUUUAUGAUUCGGAGAAUACAAGGGAUCUUCAGGUUUAUGGAAAAUAUGAUUCUAUAAGGGCUGCAAAAUAUACAGAAAGUCUUGUUUCACUUCACAGGGGAAACGAGUUUAGUCACAAAUGUUUAUCAUGUACUUCGGUUCCUGACCCUCUGCUACAUGAUAGUGAAUAUCUUAUUUCUUUUUAGAAAAUAAAACUGUGUUGCUUUUAGACAGUAUUAGGUUCUUUGGUUUGUUUGCUUUGUUGCUUCUGGAUCAGCCAUGUUAGUUAGUUGCCACACGUUGCUGUAAUUGGCCGAUCACAUAAUGUAUUGGAUAUAUAAAUAUGUCAGCUUUCGUUGAUCAAAACCAUGUGCUGGUUGUAGUAGAAUUUGGGUGUUCUGAAUGUUAGACUUUGGGACUUUUGAUUCA
Molecule: messenger RNA, 1588 nt
Organism: Vigna angularis (adzuki bean)
Lineage: Eukaryota; Viridiplantae; Streptophyta; Magnoliopsida; Fabales; Fabaceae
Product: F-box protein CPR1
Exons: 1
Coding region: 157-1365 (402 amino acids)
Molecular function (GO): protein binding
Source: RefSeq, a predicted model, not a curated record